Rhopalosiphum maidis (corn leaf aphid) is the source of this 2376-nucleotide messenger RNA. Its product is annotated as protein DVR-1 homolog. Gene Ontology annotation, molecular function: cytokine activity; growth factor activity. The transcript is spliced from 3 exons. NCBI's taxonomy places the organism in Eukaryota, Metazoa, Arthropoda, Insecta, Hemiptera, Aphididae. Gene Ontology annotation, cellular component: extracellular region. The coding region runs from base 1 to 1065 and encodes 354 amino acids. The record is from RefSeq and is a predicted model, not a curated record. Gene Ontology annotation, biological process: BMP signaling pathway; SMAD protein signal transduction.
AUGUGUCGUGUGUACGCGAUCGUUGUUGCAGCGGCGCUGCUCGCCGUACCGCACUGUUGCCGUGCGGCGGAAGGCGUGGGCGACACGUUGAUGAAGAUGUUCCGCAUACAGACCAUCGAAAACCACACGGACGUCCAAAUACCCAGCUACAUGUACGAGUUGUACGAAGACACCGGAAACAGGCAAUACGACGUGAUAAGGAGCAUCUCUCCGACAAAGGAAUCACUGGGCUCGUAUAGUCAGUUUGUUUAUGACCUGAGUACACUUGAACCCUCUGAAGUAGUCCAAAAAGCAGUCCUUCAGCUUGAACCUAACACAAAUCAUCAAUUUAGCAAGGCCAUAAAUGUAUCAUUUUUCGCUUUGCCUAAACAAACCGUGUCUAAAACGUAUUUAGGGUCAGGAACUAUACACGGUACUUUAAAUUUGGUCAACACUCUGGGUUCACAGACAUUAAACAACUUCGACCAGUUAGUCGUUCAAAUGGAAGGUGCGGUAAAAUUGUCUAUUGGACUCGUGUUAUAUUCGAUAACCACUAGUGGUGAAUAUGCAAAAGGAAAUGAAUUGGCAAACUUACUGUUUGAAACUUCAGUUAAACGACGUAAAAGGUCAGUCGCUGAUAAUGAAAUUGACAUUAAGCGAAAAAGUUUCACGAAUGAACCAAAACGAAAGAAGAAGAAGCAAAAAAUUUCACGAUCCAAUAAAUUACAGGCCGUGGACACGGGCGACACGAUCACGUUUACCGGCAUGGACCAGUGUCGGAUGGAGAAGCUGGUGCUGAACUUCGCGGACAUCGGCUGGGAAGACUGGGUGAUCUACCCGAAGGGGUUCGAGACCAACUACUGUGCGGGCGGUUGCCUGUUCCCGCUGGGCAAGGGGUCCAAGCCCACCAACCACGCGACCGUGCAGAGCCUGGCCCGAUCGUUCGGCCGGUUAUGGGACCUGCCGGAGCCGUCGUGCGUGCCCGACACGCUAGCCCCGCUCACGUUGCUGUACAUGGACAGGUCCAACCACGUGCUGCUCAAAAGCUACCCCGACAUGAGGGUGAUCACGUGCUCUUGCAAGUGAUGCUACCGCGGUUAUGACAUGCACGUCGGCGGUGACGUUGCGCGACACCGCCGACAACAAUGUUUCAUGGCGCGAUGUACUUCUGUAUACUAUCUAAUUUUAAUUUAUUGUUCUGCUAGGCACAAAUCGUCGUUGAUCCGACACACUCAAAUUUAACUAUAAUGUGACCGAGUCAGAUAUUCCGUAUUAUAUCGCACUCGUACACCGUGUGCCUAUCAUUAUAGUACGGCGGUGAACAGUUAUUAUAUUAUCUACUGUGGCAGGCUCUGCGUUCAUUAUUUUUUCCUAGUUGAAUUUUGUGAUUUCGAAAAAAAAAAAUAAUUUAUUAUAAAUUCAUAAGUGUGUAGUUUGAAGUUUAUUUAAACGCAUACAUUAAUAUAUAUAUAAAAAAAUCCCAGUUCAAGUAAAAGGAACGAGGUUUUUCUUUUGUAAAAAUUAGGUGUUAUAAAUACUGCUUUAAUCUAAAUAGAAAUAUAUUUUUACUCACAAAUAUUGACUUGUCGAAUUGGCGUAAACAUCGUUAAAUAGAUCGCUCUAUACAAUAGUAUAUAAUAUAUUGUAUACUAUUAUGCAUUAUAGUAAUUCGUUUACGGAUGCUUUGCACAAUACAGCGAAAUAAUAAUAAAAUUAUUACGGCUAAUGACAAAGAUAAAAGUUCAAUGUUACCAAAUCGUGUGGUGAUUUGUACAGCUUAGGUUAAUCCGCAGUAGAUAAUACAUGUAUAAUUGUCCAUUGUACAAUAUUUAUGAACCGUUAUUAUACUAUUGCUAUUUAUUGAAAAAUUGUAAUAUUUAAAUAUCUAUUAUUAUUGUGAUUGUUCUCGAUAAGUGCAUAAUAGCAAUAAUAAUAAAAUAAUAAACAUUUUGCUACGUCACAUACAUAAAAAUAAAAAAAAUAUUAUAAAUACAUAAUUAUUGUAUAAUAUUCAGAAAGUCCAAGUCCAGUUCUUUUGAAACGAUACAGCAUUAGAAGUGCGACGUCCCGUCAUCGGAAAAGUGAUCGCUUUAUUUUUAUUUUUUAAAUGUUAUUUCAGACUUAAGUGAAUGCGAUAUUCAGUUUUGGUUGGUUAUUAUCCACUUUAUUGAAGUGUGCUUACCAUAUUAAUGUUACUUUGUUUUAAAUUGUUUAUUUUGAAUGAAUUAUGAAUGUGACGACGCAAUGUUUGAUGAUGAUACACGAAAAUUGUAUUAUUAUCGUACCGAUAUUUUGUCUUAUGUUGAUAAUGAUCUAUUAUUAUAAUACCAUGUUAUAUGUUACAUUAUUAUUACCUAAAGUUUAAGAUGAGUUGCAUUAUAUUAUUUUUAAGCUGUC